Prosopis cineraria is the source of this 2213-nucleotide messenger RNA. RefSeq lists its product as uncharacterized. Gene Ontology annotation, molecular function: protein binding. Bases 210 to 2159 code for a protein of 649 amino acids. The transcript is spliced from 2 exons. The record is from RefSeq and is a predicted model, not a curated record. Lineage: Eukaryota; Viridiplantae; Streptophyta; Magnoliopsida; Fabales; Fabaceae.
CAAUGUGGAGUUUUUUCUCCUCCCAGAUCUCCAUUUCUUCAAAACCCUAAUUCUACCAAAUUCAGUUUGAGCCUCGAAAAACCUAUCUCUCUCUUACCAUAUUCCCUUCCCUAGCUUCUAAACGAUUUUGUCAUUCAAUAACGAUCUCUGUAUCAAUCGUCAACGCUAUUUUCUCUCGGACUUAAGGGCAUUAUUUGCAUUUUGAGGACAUGUCUCCUGGAUCUCGAUCUAAGUCCAAAAAGGGGAGCAAGGAAGCUCAGAAGGCAUCUGCAAAGUCUCCAGGGUCUAAUAAUGCAGGUGCUGGUUUACCUGCUAGUGCAUACAACCCGUUAUCAGGAACAUUCCAUACUCUUGAAAUGUCACCGGCAUCUUCUACCUCUCCCAUUCAUUCUAAUGGUCGGUUUCGGAACAUAGAUGAGACAGAUGAUCAUCCUGCAGGCUCAUUGUUAGCUGGUGUUGAGUAUGACUCUGUUUCUAAUAAUGGUAGUUGGUCUGGUGAGUCAGAGGACCAUAAAGAGAAAGCCUCUAAUCUGCCUGUUAGAUUAGAAACAGUGCCAGGAGCUGACAAUGACAAGCGAGAGAAAAUCCGCCAGAAAAAUGAGAGAAAACAUCAACGACAGAAGGAAAGGCGAGCUCAAGAAUUGCAUGAGCGUUGCAGUGGCUAUCUUAUGUCAAGAAAACUUGAAGCCCUUGCUCAACAGCUUGUGGCAAUGGGAUUUUCUCAUGAACGGGCAACAAUGGCACUGAUAUUGAAUGAAGGAAGGGUUGAGGAAUCAGUUGCAUGGCUGUUUGAGGGUGGUGAAGAAACAGAUAAGCAAAAGGAUAAACAACUAGGUGGGAGCACUUUGAAAAUCGACAUAUCCGAAGAGCUUGCUCGGAUUGCAGACAUGGAAACAAGGCAUUGUUGCUCAAAGCAAGAGGUUGAGAGAGCAGUCGUUGCAUGUGAAGGUGAUCUAGAUAAAGCUGCAGAGUCCUUGAAAGAAUUGAAGCAGGAUCCACCUUCUGCUCCCCUAAAGCCUGAGGAAACUGGGUAUCCACCUACUCUUACUAAUGGUAAGCAGUCAGGAGUUGCUAGUCAGAGUGCUAGGCCCCAGACGAAGCCCGGUCUCAGCCUCAAUCAACUAAAGAAAGAUGAAAAGGAUUUUAACUACACAAAAUCGGCAGUUAUGGUUGGAGGAUCUUUGGAAUCCAGUAGUAAAAAUAUUCAGCCUCUAAAGAGAAUUCAAUCAAAGACAGAGUGGGCAAAACCCCAGCAAGCUACUAUUCCAGCUGAUAAGAGGUGGCCAAGUGCCGGGUCUAAUCUUUCUGUGUCAUGUUCUUCAGCAUCACCUUUGCAGGUGUCACCGGUACCUGCCAAGGCUGAAGCUCGUUAUAUUGCUGUUGGAGGUGAUUUGAAAAAUCUUCAACCCGGAGCAGCUAGGGAACCGGUAGUUGUCAUGCAGCGGCCUCAAUCUGCAAAUGCUAAGCAUGUUCCAGCCACAAGCAUGAGCACAUCUCCUCCUGGACUGGCUGCCAAUUGGUAUCCGACUAACAGUUCAGAAGUAAUGAGGUCAAACGGCUUUUUAUCCCGCCCUCCUAGCACUAGAAGUCUCAGUCCAAACUAUCUCAGCUCGAAUCAGAUGUACCACCAACUCCAGUAUCAACAUCAGCAUCAAUUUGUCACUGCAAGCAGCCAUUCAGUAGAUCCCCAAGUAACCAGCCGAGGGAACAACUUAUGGAAUAGAACAAGUCCAUCUCCAACGUUAGCUGCAGCUUCUUCUCUAGGUCUCUUUUCUGGAUCUGGGUCGGCCGCUACAUCAGGGGCAUCAUCUCCAGUGGACUGGAGCACUGGUGGAUCAAUGCAAUUUGAUUACACCAGCAUAGACUGGUCCUUGGAUAGAAGUGUAUCAUCACCGAGGUCAAAUGCAUUAUGGCUUGGUCUUUCACCUUUUACGAAGACUAGUCAUAUAUACGAUUCAAAUGCCUCGGGGGUGGUCACUCAACCAUCAAUGAGAUCAGUAGCCUCAAAUGGUAGCUUAGUUCCCAUGCCUGGAUUGCAAGAUGGUGGAGUAGCUUCUGCAGAAACCUCGAAUGGGGGGUCUCGGGAGUGGAGUUCGCCAUUUGAAGGGAAAGAUCUGUUUAGUUUACCGAGACAGUUUGUUUCUUCUCCUUCUCUGUAGAAUGAGUGGCGAGAAGUUGAAUGAAUAAAAUGAAAGAAAGACAUUUGAUGUGUG